GUUCUGAACCCAAACCCACUUUCCAGCCAAGAAUUUCCACACCCGAGCUGCUUCGUGUCCCGCAACCCAACUCUGGGAACGUACCGGCCCUGCUGUGGUUAUGGUGCUUUGGGUUGCUGCCUGGUUGAAAAAAAUAUUUGGCGAUCAUCCUAUUCCACAAUAUGAGGUGAAUCCACGGACCACAGAGAUUUUAUAUCACCUUUCAGAGCGCAACAAGGCCCGGGACAGGGAUGUCUCCCUAAUAAUAGAGGACUUGAAACAAAAAGCAAGCGAAUAUGAAUCAGAAGCCAAGCAUCUUCAAGACCUUCUCAUGGAGAGUGUGAAUUUUUCCCCUGCCAGUCUCUCUAGCACUAGUUCCAGAUAUCUGAAUGCUUUGGUUGACAGUGCAAUGACGCUUGAAACAAAAGAUACCUCACUAGCUAGUUUUAUCCCUGCAGUGAAUGAUUUGACCUCUGACCUUUUUCAUACCAAAUCCAAAAAUGAAGAAAUCAAGCUUGAAUUGACAAAACUUGAAAAAAACCUAACUGCAACUUUAGUAUUAGAAAAAUGUCUACGAGAGGACGUCAAGAAGGCAGAGCUGCAUCUCUUUACAGAAAGGGCCAAAGUUGACAGUCGUCUUCAGAACAUGGACUUCCUAAAAGCAAAAUCAGAGGAGUUCAGAUUUGGAAUCAAGACUGCAGAGGAGCAACUUUCAGCUAGAGGCAUGGAUGCUUCUCUGUCUCAUCAGUCACUAGUAGCACUGUCAGAGAAACUGGCAGAACUAAAACGACAGACAAUACCUUUGAAGAAAAAACUGGAGUCCUAUUUAGAUUUAAUGCCGAAUCCAUCUCUUGCUCAAGUGAAAAUUGAAGAAGCAAAACGAGAAUUGGAUGCCAUUGAAGCUGAACUUACAAAGAAAAUGGACAUGAUGGGACUGUGACCAGAGCCAAACAAAUGUUGUUUCCCUAAGAGAAUCAAUUGAAUACAACUUUAAAGAAUGUUUUUCCUCUUAACAUUCCUUAAUAGCUUAAUUUCUGUGUCCUUAGUUGAGAUGUUAUUAUUGGUAAAAUAAUGUUUUCUUCUUGCAUAUUGCAUUUUUGUACCCAAAUGUAUGGUAUUCAUAUUAAAAAGCGUUUUC
Choloepus didactylus (southern two-toed sloth) is the source of this 1117-nucleotide messenger RNA. RefSeq names its product HAUS augmin like complex subunit 1 (gene HAUS1). Bases 101 to 919 code for a protein of 272 amino acids. NCBI's taxonomy places the organism in Eukaryota, Metazoa, Chordata, Mammalia, Pilosa, Megalonychidae. The transcript is spliced from 9 exons. Gene Ontology annotation, biological process: spindle assembly; centrosome cycle. The record is from RefSeq and is a predicted model, not a curated record. Gene Ontology annotation, cellular component: HAUS complex; cytosol.